ACAAGGACAGAGCAGAAACUUAGCCAGAGAUUCGUCCAGGAUAGGGGCUGUAUCGUAGGGAGUAGUCGUUGCGGAGAUUGGGUCGAAGCGGACUGGACAGGAGCCGAGCAAACUAUCUGCAGAAGAGGUUAAAGGGUUGCCGUGCGGACUCCGGAGCUGUGAGAAUCUACCCCGAGGUAAGCUCUUAGAGUCGUAGUCAAAGAGGAGAAGCCAGGCCGGGAACAAACAGAAAAGAGAAGAGCAACAGGAGUACAGGACUCAGUGCACCAAGAAUAGGAAAGAGCAAAGACCAUAACAGUUGAACUUCAAGAUGCUUGAAGUGAGGACUGCAAGAAGGCCGGCUCUCGCCGACAUCUCUGGUGGUGGGUUCUUUAUGAGGACAGUAGAAUCGCCAGGAGCUGUGCUGGUGAAUGGUGCUGUCAAGCGGCCGGCUCGGCAGUUUCUAUCACCUUCAAGCAACAAGGAGAAUGUGCCACCAGUGGGAGCUUUCAGGGCUACACCAAAGAGGAGGACCCCCUUGCCUGACUGGUACCCGAGGACACCACUCCGUGACAUCACAUCAAUCGUCAAGGCAAUUGAGAGGAGGAGAAGUCGUCUGCAGAAUGCUGCAGCUCAGCAGCAGAUCCAGUGGACAGAAGACCCUUCCCGAUCUGUGGAUCCAAUAACUCCAGUACAGGCAGAGCAGGGUGGUGUGCCAACAACUGUGGAUGGUCAAGGUGUUGGAAGCCCUGCAACCUGUUUGGAGGAUGGCAAGCUGAAGACAUCGUCCUAUCCAUCAUCUGACUGCUCCUUGCAGGCCACUCCAUCCAAACCAAACGAUCCAGCUCUCGCAGAUCUCGUGGAGAAGAAGCUGUCCAGCUCGAUAGAGCAGAUCGAGAAGAUGGUGCGGCGAAACCUGAAGAGAACUUCGAAGGCCGCUCAGCCUUCCAAGAGGACCAUCCAGAGGCGCGUCCUGAUGUCCAUGCGAUGAGCUGAGAAAGCUAUCUGCUCUGCCAUGGCUUCCCUUGUCUGCUGCUUUCUUAGCAGCAAGUCGUAACCAACCAUUACGCCAGUUUUGCCUGAAGGAGGGGUGGGGCCGUGGGGGCUCCUGGUUCUCUGCUUGAGGACCCCGGGGUAUGCGGCUUACUACUAGCUCUCUGCUUGAGGGUACACAUUAUGGUGACUGCGUAUUUUUAAUUUGAGAAAUUAGUAGUUCUAUGUAUAGUUUUAUAGUGUGGAACGGAUAUGAGAAAUUAGUAGCAAUUGUGACUUCGACAGCUUGAAUACUGUUGUUAUGGAGUAGUUCCUCUAUACUGUUGUUUCCGAGUAACAUAACACAGUUUUGGCCAUCAGUAAUGGAAUCAUAACCUUACCGAUUUCAGUUAUG
Zea mays is the source of this 1366-nucleotide messenger RNA. RefSeq lists its product as uncharacterized. Bases 311 to 970 code for a protein of 219 amino acids. Gene Ontology annotation, cellular component: nucleus. The record is from RefSeq and is marked predicted. The transcript is spliced from 6 exons. Lineage: Eukaryota; Viridiplantae; Streptophyta; Magnoliopsida; Poales; Poaceae. Gene Ontology annotation, biological process: negative regulation of ubiquitin protein ligase activity; regulation of nuclear division.